Molecule: messenger RNA, 3444 nt
Organism: Gadus macrocephalus (Pacific cod)
Lineage: Eukaryota; Metazoa; Chordata; Actinopteri; Gadiformes; Gadidae
Gene: zc3h12ab
Product: zinc finger CCCH-type containing 12Ab
Exons: 6
Coding region: 549-2507 (652 amino acids)
Biological process (GO): 3'-UTR-mediated mRNA destabilization; nuclear-transcribed mRNA catabolic process, RNase MRP-dependent
Cellular component (GO): cytoplasmic ribonucleoprotein granule; nucleus
Molecular function (GO): mRNA binding; metal ion binding; RNA endonuclease activity
Source: RefSeq, a predicted model, not a curated record
GAUUUGUGUGUGUUUUUGUGUGUGUGUGUGUGUGUCCGUGUGUGUGUGUUUGUGAGUGAGAGUUCACGUGAGUGUGUCAAUACCCCCUGAAAAGGUAUAUAAUAAUAUCUUCCAGCGUUGUUUUCUUAAAAGGCGUUCCUGACACAUGCGUAACGGCCCAACCUCUUUUGCUCCGGUGUUCCUUCUACCCCAAUUUACUCCUGUCGCUCUCACACACUCCUCUGAGAUCAUGAAAUCAUCGCCGACGUGCUCUUUAUCAGAUCAAAAAACCGCGUCGGCGUUGGGAGACUUUCAGACCCUUGUGUGCGUGUGUGUGAGUCGAAAAGGACGCACAACAAAGGCGACGCCGUGUAGCCUAUUGUUGGAUGGUUAUAAAUAUUACGUCCAUUUGCUGACAGGUGUGACACAUUGACGGGACGGUCCCAGACAAACCAACAUGAUCAAUCGCCGCCACCCUACAGCAGCACCAGUGUGUGGAUAACACUUCCCGAAGGACAGGAGCAAGGCAGGCAUGUGCUGAACAACCCCGGGUCCUCCGGUCCACCUGAAUGGACCUCAAGCUCCGAAACCCCGGGUAUCGUACCCCGGGAACUCCUCCAAUCAGUGACCGCAUGCAACGCGGCUCACCCGCCUGCUCCCCGGCCAACUCCCUCCUCGUCAACGGAGAAAACCAGAUCGACUUCUUCCGCAAGCUGGGCUACUCCGCGGCCCAGGUGCGCGCCGUCAUGAACAAGUUCGGCGCGGACACGGACCGGGUUCUGGGGGAGCUGGUGCGGACGGGGGCGAGCCCCGAGGCGCACGAAGAAGAGACGGUGCUGACCAGGACCUCCAGCCCCAGCAGCAGCAGCUGCGUGUCUGAGCCGGGGACCCGUAGGGGCAGCAGCAGGGAUCCAGAGGGCCCCGAGUUCCAGGAGGAGGGGGGAGAGAGCCUCGCCGAAACGCUGAGGCCCAUCGUUAUCGACGGAAGCAACGUGGCCAUGAGCCACGGGAACAAGGAAGUGUUUUCCUGUCUGGGGAUUCAGUUGGCUGUCAACUUCUUCCUGGAACGAGGCCACUCGGACAUCAUCGUCUUCGUGCCGUCGUGGAGGAAGGAGCCAUCGCGCCCAGAUGUCCCUAUCUCAGACCAGCACAUCCUGCGCGACCUGGAGAAGAAGAGGAUCGUGGUGUUCACGCCGUCCCGCCGCGUGGCGGGGAAGCGCGUGGUGUGCUACGACGACCGCUUCAUCGUCAAGCUGGCGCACCAGUCGACGGGCAUCAUCGUGUCCAACGACACGUACCGCGACCUCCAGGGAGAGAACCCCGAGUGGAAGCGCUUCAUCGAGCAGGGUCUGCUCAUGUACUUCUUCGUCAACGACAAGUUCAUCGUUCCAGAUGACCCCCUGGGUCGCCACGGCCCCACCCUGGACAACUUUCUCCGGAAGGUUCCAAAGAUGGCCAAGAAACACCCCUGCCCGUAUGGGAGGAAGUGCACCUAUGGGAUCAAGUGUAAGUUCCUCCAUCCAGACAGAGGCCCCCAGUCCAACCUGGCCCUGGCCGAUGAACUGCGGGAGAGGGUCAAGUCCCCGUCGUCCCCCCACAGACCCGGGUCCCUCUCCUCUGGGGGCUCUCUGGCCUCUGGGUCGUCCCAGUGCCUCUCCCUGGAGGAGGAGAUGGCUCAGAAGCUCUCCCUGCACCACCGGCCCAGCAGCGCCUCCAGGAAAGGCCCCGUGAGUGAAAACGUUGUGGUCAACGGAGGUGCCCCGAGCGGCAGAAGACAGCCCGCCAGGAAGGAGAAGGCGUGCCCGCCGCCUCCUAGUGACAGGGAGCCCCUGAGGUCCACUGGAUCCCAGGUACAGCUGGACUCCGGACUGGGCUCCAUAGAGAACCAGUCCACCGACGUUUUCUGGGAACACGGGGGCUGGCGCUACGGGGAGGGCUACGGGCUUAGCCACCCGGUGCUUGGCCAAGAACCCCAGUACUACCCGGCGAACAUGCGGCCAUGCAGCUGCUGCUCGCACCCGCCCCCAUCCCAGGCGAACCCCGCCAGCACCUCCACUCCCCACCACCACCCCCACCCCCACCACCACCACCAUCCUUUUCAGAAUCACAGCAUGGGGCCGCCCGCCGGUGCCCACACCCCAGACCCGAUGGCCUACGGCCCUCCCCGUUACCUCGGAUACGGUGGGACCCCGUAUCCGAGGAGCAUGCACGCGCACAGCCACCCCACGGACCUCCAGAACCGAAUGGCCUUCCAGCCCGCGGAGGCGCACUAUUGGUCGGAUCCGUACUCGCCGACGGGUCCGUACACCUUGCCUGGAGAGAGGCCCGCCCCCUGGGGCUACCACCAGCCCCCGGCGCCGCCCAGCCCGCCCGGUGGCGGGAGGGAGACGGUGAGGAAGAAGCUCCUGGCCAUCUUCAACAGCCGGCUGGUGGACCAGGCCAUGGAGAUGUACCCCCACGUGCUGGAUGCCCAGGUGCUGGCGGCCGAGAUCAUCAUGCUGCAGGGCCAGGAGCGGGCCAGGAGAUAGGGGUCUCAGGACUCGGGGGGUCCCUGGUCCUCAUGGGAGCCACAGGCCGUACGAGCCUCGGUUACAAAGCUGUCGUUUGUCGUCACUGUAUCGUGGCGAAAUGUGUUAUGUAUUAGCACUGCACACCGGUUCCACUUGGAACGAAUUUAUGUUGUUAACUAUAUUAGAUUACAGGUUGUCCCCCGGGGAUCGAGGGCCAUAUGAGUCGACUGUUGAUGCAAAUUGUAUCUUUAAUUGGGGGCCGAGUGCCAAGUGGGUUUAGGAACUCCUUGGGGUUCAGGAGGAAGGAGGAAGUAUUCUGACAUUUGUAGGCAUGUUGCCCAAUCGAGGAACGUUUGAAAGGGUUGCCUUACCCUUUGACACAUUUUAAAUGUUUUGCGUUUGAUGGAUUAGCUAGUCAAGUUGAGUCCUCUUUAUUUGUAUGGCUAUUCUCCAAUGCCCGUUGGGACAUUGAAGCCGUUUGUGUUCACUGUGUAUGUAAGGGCCCUUGUCCUUGGAUUAUUUGUAAUGUUAAGUGUGGUAGCCUCCAGUUUCAACUUGGUACGUUUUUAGCUUAUUUAGUUUGUUGUACGCAUCGUGGCUGAACUCUGUGAACCCCUGGAAGACAGGACACAGUGUCCACACACCUGCACAUUCUCACCCUUCCCUGUUCCCACAAAAGGCGUGUCUGUACACACAAUCACACAAUCCCCCCCCCCCCCCCCCCACACACACACACACCUUUAAAUAAUGUCUACUCCUAUGACUCUUCUUUUAUUCCAGUUGUGACAAACACCUCUUCUUGGGUUCCUACAUUCUGGUUUGGUCCUGUCAGCAUGUGACCGGGCCUUCCUUACUACUGCAGGCUUAUACAUUGUUUUUGUUUUUAUAACAUACUCAAUAAAUGUUUUUUAAAUUAUAUUUUCUAUUUUUCAUUUAAGUUUGUCAGUUUUCACUA